GAGCGAGGUUUAAAGCUGUCGAUGGCACGCGGUGUCUCCUCCACUUCCUGGUUGAAGAUGGCGGAUGAGAAUGAGACAGCACCGAUGCCGGAGAAAGAAGAUGUAGAGGACCACGGACACUGCAGCGACUGUGAAAAUGAAGAGCACCACUUUGAUGAUGGUGACAGGGGUCUGGGUGACGACAGUGGCGCUAAGAAGAAGAAAAAGAAGCAGAAAAAGAAGAAGAAAUCUGGUGCUACAGAAGCAGUUCAGGACCCCCUUGCCAAGGUGAAUUCAUUGCCAGCUGAUAAGCUACAGGAGAUUCAAAAGGCCAUUGAACUGUUCUCUGUAGGCCAAGGCCCUGCCAAAACCAUGGAGGAGGCAACUCGGAGGAGUUACCAGUUCUGGGACACACAGCCUGUGCCCAAGCUUGGGGAGACCGUGACAUCGCAUGGCUCCAUUGAACCUGACAAAGACAACAUUCGUGAGGAGCCUUACAGCCUCCCACAGGGCUUCAGCUGGGACACACUCGACUUGGGGAACCCUGCUGUGCUCAAGGAGCUUUACACACUUCUCAAUGAGAAUUAUGUUGAAGAUGAUGACAACAUGUUCCGAUUUGACUACUCUCCCGAGUUCCUGCUCUGGGCCCUGCGGCCCCCUGGUUGGUUGCCCCAGUGGCAUUGUGGGGUGAGAGUUAACUCCAACCAGAAGCUGGUAGGCUUCAUCAGUGCCAUUCCUGCUUCCAUCUGUAUCUACGACAUAGAAAAGAAAAUGGUUGAGAUCAAUUUCCUCUGCGUUCACAAGAAGCUUCGCUCCAAACGAGUUGCUCCAGUUCUGAUAAGAGAAAUCACCAGACGCGUCAACCUCCAGGGUAUCUUUCAGGCGGUUUACACUGCUGGAGUUGUACUGCCCAAACCUGUGGGCACAUGCAGGUACUGGCAUCGCUCUUUGAACCCACGCAAACUAAUUGAGGUGAAGUUCUCCCACCUGAGCAGGAACAUGACUAUGCAGCGCACCAUGAAGUUGUACCGUCUGCCUGAGGUCAAUAAAAACACAAAUUUGACAAACACAAAUAGAUUAUGUCGCCAUGCCACGCCUUUUUAUUAUUCUCCUCAACUGUCUUCUCUCCCUCAGGCUCCUAAGACUCAAGGUCUGCGGCCGAUGACCAAGAAGGAUGUGCCGGUGGUGCAUCGCCUCCUCCGUGAGUACCUGAGCCAGUUCAACCUGGUGCCCGCCAUGAACCAGGAAGAGGUAGAACACUGGCUGCUGCCCCGGGAGAAUAUUAUCGACACUUACCUGGUGGAGAAUGAUGGCAAGGUGACUGAUUUCCUGAGUUUCUACACACUGCCCUCUACCAUUAUGAACCACCCUGUGCACCGCAGUCUAAAAGCAGCAUACUCCUUCUACAACGUGCACACCACCACCCCCCUGCUCGACCUGAUGUCUGAUGCCCUCAUCCUGGCCAAAUCGAAAGGGUUUGAUGUCUUCAAUGCACUGGAUCUAAUGGAAAACAAGACUUUCUUGGAGAAGCUUAAGUUUGGCAUCGGUGAUGGGAAUCUACAGUAUUAUCUGUACAAUUGGAAGUGUCCCAGCAUGGGGUCAGAAAAGGUUGGGUUGGUGCUGCAGUGACACCCUUUACGCCACACACAAGUGUUACCAACAGGCCAGGAGACGGCACCAUCGCACUGACCACCUGGCAGAUGGACUGACUUCCUGCUGCAGGAACGGAAAACCCACCACCCAUUUUUACUUUUUGACCUUUUGAACUUUGACCUGCACUACCGCUGCCAGGCGUGGAGGCAGGGAGAGUCUUCCUGCUCUUCCUCCUCCUUCAAUCACAUGGACCUUAAGCCAUUGUAGUCACCAUCCCAAACAACUGUAUUUCAUCUGAGAGCUGUCUUGAUUGUACCAAACACAUAUACACACAAGAACAGUUUGCACAGAUACCAAACACUCAUUGUUGGCAUACCUACAAAACAUACAUGUAAAUAAUAUCAAACAUUACUGCGGAUUAUGCCCUAACACAUACAGACUAGAAGCUGUUUUAUUUUAUUCCUGAGCGUUGGAAGUGCUUUUGCAAUUAAAAUAAAUCUGUCAUCCUUCAGUUUUAGAGAUAAAAAAAAAAAAAAAAAAAAAAAUCAAAAUGAUCAAAAAAUAUUUUAAAGAGGAAAAGGUUCAAAUAGGUGAGGUAAUAAAUACCAAAAGUGGACACCAGAUAAGGGCUUCUGUUAAGAUUUCUCUUGUCAUGCUUGACCCUGUGUCUUUUUUUUAUUUUUCUCAUCAAACCCUUUGUGUCAUUAUGGAUUUGUUUCAGCACUGCUUGAAGAAGACGUUAAUGCCAGAGUUGACAUUCGUCUCCUGUUCUUCUCAUCUGUAUUAACUUUAAUGACCCUCCUCCUCCUCCUCAGCUCACUGCACUAACAGAAGACUGAUAACAAUGGACUGUUGCAGAAAAAAAAAAAAAUCAGAAUGGUUGUGAUUGCCACACAGAGGAUGAAGACAUUCUGAUGGGGUUUACUCAACACAUUUAUCAGCAGGGAUCCCAUUUGUAAUAACACGGCUUGGUUUAACUGGGUCCCAGUUUCAAUGUCCACCAUUAUGGGCUCUCAGUAAGCACUUAGGUCGAAAUGGGAAAUCGAAUGUUCUUGAGGGCACUUUUUUGAAGACUUUUUGAGCUCAUUAUGCUGACUUUGCUUGACGGAAUCACAUAAAGUCUUAAAAUAGUCAUAAACAUUAAUAUAAUAAAAUAUACCAACAAGAAAAGCUGAAAGAUCUAGCAACAAGCGUACAUGCACAUGGCACCUACUGUGUUUAGUUCUUAUAAAGGCAUGAUCAUAGUUUGUUUUGUCUCGUUCGAUGAAACGACAUCACUAAUAUGCUUUUAUAAGCUUCAUUUAGAAAGUGACAAACACAAUGUUAUUAACCUAGAUAAUAUGAAAUAUGAGCAUUGCUGGUAGCAUUUCACCUCAGUGCAGCUUUUAGAGCUCUACACGGAUCAUGCAGGUGACAUCAGUUAAGGUGUGAGGGUGGAUGUUGGAACCGGGCCCAUGAACAGCAGUCUGGACUUCAGGACAUUGUGCAGGGUGGGUGGGGAUGAUAAUGACUGGGGAAAUGCCCCACUUAAAGUGUUUCUUAUGUAAAAUGUUGGUUCUGUUUGCAAACUGAUGUAAAAGAAUAGUGGUUCUCAUGGUGUUAUGAUGCAGGAAAAGACUGAAGACGCAGGUGAAGUUUUCUCUUCUUUUUUUUUGGAGCAAAAAAAUAAAAUCUAGAAGUUGCUGUGA
Molecule: messenger RNA, 3260 nt
Organism: Siniperca chuatsi (mandarin fish)
Lineage: Eukaryota; Metazoa; Chordata; Actinopteri; Centrarchiformes; Sinipercidae
Gene: nmt1a
Product: N-myristoyltransferase 1a
Exons: 11
Coding region: 22-1608 (528 amino acids)
Biological process (GO): N-terminal peptidyl-glycine N-myristoylation
Cellular component (GO): cytoplasm
Molecular function (GO): glycylpeptide N-tetradecanoyltransferase activity
Source: RefSeq, a predicted model, not a curated record